This is a messenger RNA of Solea senegalensis (Senegalese sole), 1972 nucleotides long. RefSeq names its product dynein axonemal assembly factor 3-like. Gene Ontology annotation, biological process: axonemal dynein complex assembly; motile cilium assembly. Bases 1 to 1365 code for a protein of 454 amino acids. Lineage: Eukaryota; Metazoa; Chordata; Actinopteri; Pleuronectiformes; Soleidae. The transcript has a single exon. The record is from RefSeq and is a predicted model, not a curated record.
AUGAGUGGUGGACGAGUGUCAGAGGGAGCCGGCUGCAUUACCUGGUGGGGUUUCAGUCCUGCCCUCGACUUGCUGAGCACAGGCCCUGUGAGACAAGAAGGGGAGGUCAAUGUUCUGUUGGUAGGCAGUGGAGACCCGCGGCAUAUUUUGAAGACCAUUGCUGGUUUUCAGAAAGAAAAAUGUCUUCAUGUCUGGGUGAUAGAAAACAGCAUGGACGUGGUGGCUAGACAGCUGCUGCUCCUCUACCUGGCACUGAUGCCCCAAGAAAGGAUAGGACUUCAUGAGAAGACUGAAGUUUACCUCGAAGUGUUUGGUAACGGUGAGAUCCGUUGUCAGACAGAGGAGAUACUGAGGCAUGCAGCCUCCCAGCUUUCUCUUUGUGUUACUGAAACAAUGGAGACAGCCUCACACCCCUGUCUGAACACCACUCUACUCAAGUUUAAGGAGCGAGAUCAGCUGGCCAAUAUAUUCAAGACAUGGAUGCAGCCUCAGUCUUCAACGUCUUCAUCUAAGGGUUCCACCCCUGUCCUUAUGUCCAAAGCCUGGGACGAUCGGGUCAGGCAGCACCUUGGAACGCGCUACGACGCCAAGAAAGGCUGCUUCGACUGGGACCUUACAAUGAAACUGCACCAGAAAGGGUGUGAUGUCAUCAACAAACAACAGUAUGUGCGAUGGAGGGAACGUGGAUUGGCAUUUGAAAUGAGGGAUGGUGUUUACCAAGUAACCAAUCCCAGUUUGCUCUCCUUCAGAGUCUUCAGUCAGAGGGGCAACAAAGUGGCUGUGAGAGGUUACUGGGGAGACAUAGUUGCCAGUCCUUAUCUUUCGUUUGGCAUUGAAACUGAUGACAAGAGCCAACAGAAGACACAAAAUGGGCACCAUACCAAGUCAGCCCAGGAUAUCUCCUUUGCAAAUGUGCAACUGUUGUUCCAGUCACUGUCUGGUAGACAGGGCAGCCCCUCCACUUCUCUGUCAGACACAGAGCAUCAGGAGCCAUCCACACUGACUGACCAAAGAGCUGUCACUUUGAAUGACUUGAUGCAUGUCAGUGGAAUCUCUGUCACCUUCCUGCCUGUUGACUCACUUUGCAAACUGGCAGAAAAACAGAAAUACUCCCACUUUUUCAACACCAUUUAUCUCUCUGUGAGCUGUGUGCACCAGUUGGGCCCGGCCAUUAAACAGAUUGCAGCACCCAAUGCUGUGGUUGUUAUGGAGCUGGCCAAGUACAUUUUGGAUCUGAACAAAGAGCAAGAAGCAGGCUUUGCUGAGAAAGUGGUGAACAUUGCUCUUGAAGCUGGAUUUGAACCGUGGCAAGAGGGGAAGACCAAUGAUGUCCAUGCUUUUUUCAUACCACAGAAGAGGACAUGAUGUUUUACUCCAUUUCAGCAUAACAUGAACAGAACAAAAAAUGAACUGUAAAUUUUGUAAGCCAUGAUAAUGAUAAUAUUGUAAAGGAGGUCUUAAAUAUGAUCCUCAAAGCUAUAUGAAAUACACUGUGCUAAAAAUUACAUGAUCCAAGGAAAAGUCAUUGUUGGUGAAUAAUCCAAAAUUUCCUGUGUCACAAUAUAGAAAGUAACUCCAACUCACAGAUUCUCCAAAAACAAUAUUAAGUGCAUGUGUAAGCCACGUUAAAAUGUAGGGUGGAUUAACAAUCAACCAAUCAAAAACACUUAAUUUAAAUAGAAAACAGUUAAUUAGACAAUAACUCAUUAAAAUGUAAGCAAAAGCUAAUAUAAACUGAUAAAAAUAAUAUAACAAUUUCAUCAAAUAAGAAUUAGUUAAAAAAUAAUUGUUCCGUGUAUUAUUCUUGUUUACCUCCAUUGUCAUUGCCAUCAUUCUCCUUUUGUAUUUGGAGAUUGUUUGGUUUAUUUGCCUCAGUCACUCUGGCUUCGUCCAUUCUGUCCAUGAUUCAUGUGAUUGUAUUUGAUUCAGUCAUGUAUACUUGUUAGAAUAAAGUUUUGUUUUAAAGACGUUC